GGUGCUUCACGCGGACCGAUGCCGCAGGCGAAGGAGGCUCGUGGAGCAGCGGCGCUCGCGCUUCGACGCAGCCCGUAGUCGGACAGCUGGCGCUCGCGCAGUUCGGCGAGAAACUCUGCGGACUCGGGAAGUGCGGGGCGGGAAGGUCAUCGCCCGAGUGACACGGGAGCUCGGCACCCGAGUUUGGGUUAGCCGCCUAGCAGCACCAGAGCUGACUUUUUUUUUUGUUUUUUUUGCCAGUGACAGUUAUUUUCUCACUUAGAAGUUCUUGAUUUUUAUUACUGUGUCAGUUCUAUGGCGAUGGAUAACGGACAUAAAAGAACUCGGGAUUGGAUCUCUUUUGGUACUUAUAUUUAAGUAGCUAUCGACUUUUGGAAGCUUUUGUAUUAGCUUGCCGGUGACCGUGUACUUUGUCUGACAGAAGCAGGGAGUGGGCAGGUAGCCUCUCCUCGUUAUUGUUAUUCCUGAAGUGCGUGAGUCCUGUUUUUCUUUAUUGACGCGUAAGUAUUACUCAGUUUUCAACGCUGUUGUCACUUUGUUUUCUGCCACGUAACCGUAGAGUCACUGAGUUUUAACUCAUGACUGAAUUAUAGACUGACUCCCAGUUUAAUGUAAAUUCGCGUGUUUACUGUGUCAAGCUGUGCAAAUAUUUCCGGGAAUAUAAAAUAUGUUUUUUAAAUAGUAUUUGGUUAUUCAAGUAAGCGGACGAAGUAGGUGUAUUUUAUGGUUUGGUGCAUUCAGUCUAAAAGGCUGAAAAGUGGGACGGUAGCUUGUUGCGAAAAUCUUCCCACUCUAAAAUAUGGAAAUAAAUUAAAGAUAUUUUUAGCACACGUGUAUCUGACUGGAAAACUACUUAAUUAGUAUUAUAAAGAUUUUUUCAUAGCAUACUAAUGUGAAUCUAAUCAAUCUAUUUAUGUAUCUACGGUUACAUUUUUGCUGGAAUUUAGGGUAUUUUCAAAACGCCUGGAGGUUAGAUUUCUCUCCACAGAUUGUUCUGGAGAAAUUAGAUGUUUCUUUUAACUUCUACUAAUUUCUACUAGGCUACUAUCUUCAAAGUGGAAAAAGACAUUGCAGUUCUCAGGUGUGUUAAGAAAACUGAGCCAACGGUUUUAUCAUGUCCUUGGUCAUGUAUGCAAAGAUUCCUCCUCAUUUGAAGAAAACCUCAGCUGUGAAGAAAGCUGCUUUCUUACUUGUUGCUGCAUAUGGGUUGAAAAAACUGUACCCCUUCCUGUCUAGUAAACUUAGAGGAGGGGUUGGGAAGCAGACCAAAGGUUCUUUUCUGCAGGUUCCCAAAAGGGGAUCUCAAGAAAUCUUAGAGAAGGGGGGGAAAAAGAAGAGCAGUUCACCGGCCGUCAACCGUGAGUUUUUUCAAAGGCUUGUCCGGCUCCUUCGCAUCCUCUUCCCUCGGUUUUUAUGCAAAGAGUUGGGCUUACUGGGCUUCCACUCCGUGGCCCUCGUCUCCCGUACCUUCCUGUCCAUCUACGUCGCCAGCUUGGAUGGAAAGAUUGUCAAGACCAUUGUGCAGAAAGAUCCUCAUGCCUUUGUGUGGGAACUGACCAAAUGGCUCCUGAUUGCCAUACCCGCCACGUUUGUCAACAGCGCUAUACGAUACUUGGAAGGCCGGCUUACUUUAGCCUUCCGCACACGACUUGUCACUCAUGCCUAUCAGCUGUACUUCAGCAACCAGACCUACUAUCGGGUUAGUAAUAUGGAUGGUCGUCUGGCUAACCCCGACCAGUCCCUGACGGAGGAUGUGGUGAUGUUUGCUGGAUGUGUUGCUCACCUGUACUCCAACCUCACCAAACCCAUCCUUGAUGUGGUGAUGACCUGCUACACCCUCCUGAGGACUGCCGAGUCCAAGGGAGCCAACACCACUUGGCCUUCUGUCAUCGCAGGCAUUGUGGUGGCACUCACAGCCAAGGUGCUGCGAGCCUUCUCUCCACGUUUUGGCAAGUUGGUGGCCGAGGAGGCCCGGCGAAAAGGAGACCUGCGCUACAUGCACUCGCGCAUCAUUGCUAAUUCAGAGGAGAUCGCUUUCUACGGCGGCCACCAGGUGGAGAUGUCCCAGUUGCAGCGCAGCUAUCAGGCUCUGUCCUCGCAGAUCAACCUCAUCCUCUUCAAAAGGCUGUGGUACGUCAUGCUGGAGCAGUUCCUCAUGAAGUACGUGUGGAGUGCCUCAGGCCUUGUCAUGGUGGCUGUGCCCAUCAUUACCGCCACCGGCUAUUCCAAGUAUGACUCAGAGGACGUGAAGCAGGCUGCCAUGGUGAUGAAGGAGGAGGAGCUGGUGAGCGAACGCACUGAAGCCUUCACGACGGCACGCAACCUGCUCAACGCGGGAGCUGAUGCAGUGGAGCGGAUAAUGAGCUCUUACAAGGAGGUGACGGAGCUGGCGGGCUACACAGCACGGGUCUACGAGAUGUUCUCCGUAUUCGAGGAUGUGCGCAUGGGCGUUUACCGGCGCUCUGGUGGAGAGGACGGAUUCCAGGCGGGAGCCAAGCAGCUGGUGCAGCACGGCAUGAGGAUGGAGGGCCCAGUGGACAUCCGGGGGCAGGUGAUUGAUGUGGAGCAGGGCAUCAGCUGCGAGAACCUCCCCAUCAUCACACCAACAGGAGAUGUUGUUGUGUCCAGCCUAAACAUCAAAGUAGAAGAAGGCAUGCAUCUCCUGAUCACAGGACCGAACGGCUGCGGCAAGAGCUCUCUCUUCCGCAUCCUCAGUGGCCUGUGGCCUGUAUACAGAGGGGUGCUGUGCAAGCCGCCCCCCGAUAAGAUGUUUUACAUUCCCCAAAGGCCCUACAUGUCGGUGGGCACUCUGCGGGAUCAGGUGAUCUACCCAGACACCCAAGAGGAGAUGACCCAGCGUGGCUUCACUGACAUGCAUCUAGAGGAUAUCCUCAACACCGUCAACCUGCGCUACAUCCUUGAAAGAGAAGGGGGUUGGGAUGCAGAGAGCGACUGGAAGGAUGUGCUUUCUGGGGGCGAGAAGCAACGCAUUGGCAUGGCUCGAAUGUUCUACCACAAGCCUAAGUAUGCACUCCUUGAUGAAUGUACCAGUGCUGUGAGCAUAGAUGUUGAAGGGAAAAUCUUUGAGGCAGCAAAGGAUGCUGGUAUAGCACUCCUCUCAAUCACUCAUCGACCCUCACUCUGGAAGUACCACACUCAUCUGCUGCAGUUCGACGGAGAGGGGGGGUGGCGCUUCGAGAGACUGGACGCCUCGACACGCCUGUCCCUUCAGGACGAGAAAUUGCGGCUAGAGACUCAGCUGUCGGGGAUUCCCAAGAUGCAGCAGCGCCUGGCGGAGCUGUGCCGCAUGCUGGGCGAGGACAGCAUGCUGCAGGGAGCAGUAGAGCCGGAUGUGGUGGAGGAGGAGUAGGGGGAGGUGGAGAUCUGGAGCUCUGGGUGAAAGUCGAAAGCUGUGAGAUCGAAAGAGGUGUGAGGGAGGGGGACUGGAGUCUGAGAUGCAGCAGAGGGACAGCUGGACAGUCGUGUACAAAAAACGCACAUUGAAUGGAGAUGUAAUAUGGAGACUUUCUGAAAGGGGCAUCUGAGUGCAAGUGGUGAGUCUACACAAUAAGGACACAAGUCCUGUGUGAAGAAGCCUGUGAUCUCACCCUUUAGGAAGCAUCCCCUGCAUCCAUGGCACAGGGAAGGCUCUGGAGGUGUUGGUCUGCUUUACAUGCCAAAAUUGGGGAGCUGUCACCAUGCAAUCUCAGCUGAAGAUUGCUGUAGGUUGUUUAAUUUGUGAUUUUUUAACAAACUUCUUUUUUUCCUUUUUGAAAUUUCAACCUUUGAAAGACACUGUUUACCUGCUUUGAUUUUUUUUUUUUAAUGGCCAGAAACAAAUUUCAAUUUCUUAGUGUUUUGUAAUCAACUUACAAUGUUAUUGUGUCAUAUAUAGAACUUGUACAGCACUUUUUAAAGCUUCUUCCACCGAGUCUAUGAAUAAGAAGCUGAGCACAUUUACCAAAACCUUAUUUUACACACAAAGUACUGUUAUACUUACUGUAACAUAUUUACGUAACUAUAGUUUAAACACACAAAACAGUGUAGUGUGCUAUAAAGGAAUCGUGUGUUCUGCUUCUAAAAUUUGAAAAAUUUUACCGUCGUGGCUUAUGCACCUUUUGAAAUUUUAUUUUUUUCCAACUUUUGUGUUUUUGGCACUUAAUUCAAAUCUUAUAAGAUGCACCUUAUAACGUAUAGUAAUUACUCAGCUGGGUCUUAUAGAAAACACUGUGGUAAACUUCACAUACCAAAGUUGUAUGUAAAAAAGGGGUGUGAGCGUACCAUCCAUUUUAAUGCAAAAAGGGAAUUUGCCCUGAUGCACUAAAUGGGUGCAUGUCAGAUUUUGAUUAUUAUUAUUAUUUUUAUCAAACCACAGGCAUAAUUGUAGUAACUCGGCAACGGUGAUAUUGGUGGUCUUUGUGUGUUUGCUUAUCUAGGUUUUGUAUUCAGAUCCUUUAACACCAGAACAGAAAUUUUUUUACCUGUUUAUUUUCUUAAUCUGAUUCUAAUAUGAAGGUUUCCCUAAAGUUGAAUACAAAUGCAUUUACUGUUUGGUCAUCCGUACUUCAAAUGUUAAAUAAAUAUAAAAUGUAUAAAUGUA
Molecule: messenger RNA, 4600 nt
Organism: Brienomyrus brachyistius
Lineage: Eukaryota; Metazoa; Chordata; Actinopteri; Osteoglossiformes; Mormyridae
Gene: abcd1
Product: ATP-binding cassette, sub-family D (ALD), member 1
Exons: 10
Coding region: 1115-3370 (751 amino acids)
Biological process (GO): long-chain fatty acid import into peroxisome; peroxisome organization; very long-chain fatty acid catabolic process
Cellular component (GO): peroxisomal membrane
Molecular function (GO): ABC-type transporter activity; ATP hydrolysis activity; long-chain fatty acid transmembrane transporter activity
Source: RefSeq, a predicted model, not a curated record